Brassica oleracea var. oleracea is the source of this 1042-nucleotide messenger RNA. RefSeq lists its product as uncharacterized. Gene Ontology annotation, biological process: proteolysis. The record is from RefSeq and is a predicted model, not a curated record. Lineage: Eukaryota; Viridiplantae; Streptophyta; Magnoliopsida; Brassicales; Brassicaceae. The transcript is spliced from 8 exons. The coding region runs from base 108 to 977 and encodes 289 amino acids. Gene Ontology annotation, molecular function: ATP binding; ATP-dependent peptidase activity; metalloendopeptidase activity.
UUCACGGUUUUGGGGGGGGGUACCCUGAGUUUUAUCUGGAUUUGUCCCAGGCCUAUAGCUCUACCAUUUGCGCAACAUCCCCACCUUUGCCUGAACGACAAACCAAUAUGAGCUUCACCUCUCAUCUCCAAGCGACCAACCUCAUGGUGGUCGGAGCAAAAUCGCCGGUGGAUCGUCGCCGGAAGGCACUUAAGAGAGUGAAUAAAGAGCUCUCAAGAGGCAAGUACGAAACUGCACUCUCUCUCGUCAAGCAACUCAAGGGAAAACAUGGCUGCCUCUCUGCCUUCGCCUCUGCCAAAUUGCUUCCGAAGAAAUCACCAGUACUGGAUACAUUGGGUGGGUUGAUAGAUUCAGUCUCCAGAAGCUUUGAAUCUGUUUCUGCUGAAGCGAAUUCAGUAAGAAAUUUUCAAGAGCACAAAGCUAUAACUUCUCCUUCUGAAGAAGAUUGGUUCGCUGUUGUUCAGCAUGAAUCAGGCCAUUUUCUGGUUGGUUAUUUGCUUGGAGUUCUUCCAAGACGCUAUGAAAUACCAAAUUUGGAAGCUAUGAGGGAUAAUGUAGCCAGUGUAACUGGGAGAGUAGAAUUUGUGGGCUUCGAGUUCCUCAAACAAGUUGGUGCUGCAAACCAAUUUAUGAAAGAUGAUGUGGAUCUUUCGGUCUCUCAAGGCUAUAUAUCGUCCAAGACACUGAACAACUUCUCUUGUGUGAUACUUGGAGGAAUGGUAACAGAACAUAUGCUUUUCGGAUACUCGGAAGGUUUCUACUCCGAUGUUGUCAAGUUGAACAAUGUUCUGCAAUGGCGAGGGUUCACAGAAAUGGAAAAGGCGGCUCAUAUCAGAUGGGCUGCUUCCAACACUGUAUCUUUGUUACAUUCAUACAAUGAAGCAAGAGUUUCACUAGCAAAAGCAAUGGCCAAAGCCAAACCGAUUGGUGCUUGUAUUGAAGCCAUUGAAUCUGCAAUUUCUAGACAUUAUAUGUAAACUAAUUUUGUAUUCUUCCUAAUAACUUCAGCUUCCUUUUAAGAGACACUGUAUACAUUACCGGA